ACAAGACAACACAUCACUUGAAUUAUUAUUUAGUUAUGGAUGAAUUAACAAGUUUAAAUGAACGGUGGAAGAGUGGAUAUAAGGAUGACAUGACGAAUAUUUAUUACGGAAGAAUCCUUCUAACAUAUUUAAGGCAUCAUCAUCUAGAAAACGUAUGGCAGGAAUUUAUAAAUCACCCUCCCGAACACCAGCUGUUGGAAGAGGUGAUAACUUUUAUCAUACAAUGGCUGCAUCCGGAGAAAAAUGUCUCUUGCUCGCAUAUAGAUAUGGAUCUGGAUAAUAUCGCACAACAGGUGAUGAAGCGCCUUAAAGUUGAGAAUCCCAAGCAUCCAAUAUUCUCGGCAUCUCGCGAACAGUUCUCGAGGUGGAAAUACAAUAAUAUCUAUAAAAAUCAAUGGAACAACAGCGAGGGAAGACAGAUUAUAAAUAUUCUUUUCAACAUACUCUUGUACAAACCAACCUUCGAGGCAGUUGUACAUUCUUUAAAAUCAGAUCUCUUUCGACAACACCUAUUAAUGAAAAAUUUCUUAAGUUAUAGUUUAUACUACAUUAGGAUCAGUUUAUGUUAUAACUAUAGCUUCAUAUUUAUUAUUUCUUAUUAAUGUUAAUACUUGUGUUUCUUAAAUUAUGACAUGUGUUUAAAAUCAUACAGAUGGAUACUGUACCGCUGACAGUCAUAUUCCAGAGUGUUGCAAGAAGACUUGGCAUAUAUUGUGAUCUAGUAUCUUUUCUUAUAUCUGAUUUUCCUGCUUCUGAAAUUCUGAACCUGCUACAGGCAAACCAACGCCAAAGUAUUGGUUACUAACAUGGAAGCCAAAAUGGUUAAACUAAUUUUAAUUUCGAUUACUUAUACCUUUCCAUUUUUCUUUUAGUCGUAUAUAUACUUUUUUAUUGUUUUAUUUCAGUAAUGUAACAAACUCUGAUGACGAACACUGUCUUUAUAUCCAUCUCGAAAAGGGGAGAGGUGGAGCCAUUCUGAAUAAAAAUAACUUGCCCAGAAUUUAUGAGUCUACGUUAGAAUGUCCCAUAAGUUUUGAUAGAUAUCCCAGAAUAAAGUUGUUAGAGGUAAUUAUUCAUGUUAUAUUAUAUUAUAUCAAAUCUAUUAAUAAUAUAUUAUAUCAAAUCUAUUAAUAUUAUAUUAUAUCAAAUCUUAUAUUAUAUCAAAUCUAUUAAAUGACAAGAAUUCAUAGAAGUAACGAUAAGGUAAAUUGGUCGCAAACAUGCACUUUGACAUAGAUAUGUUAAAUUACUGACACAUUAAAGAGUGAUUCGUUUCUAAUUUCAAAACAACGUUUUGUUUUCCACAGUUUUGUAAUCUUAUUUUCAUUUAUGAAUGUAAUGUUUGUUUUAGCUGAUGUUAACUUUGGCUGACCAUUAUCACAUAGUAGUACGUAGCAAUACUUAUUAUAGUAGAAAUUGUAAUGACAUCGAUGUAGGAUUUGAAAAAGUUCGUUGGUGGACAAGGUUUCUACAUAUGAUAAAAGAAGACUUGUUGACUUCACAGUCUCUUUAUAUGAGAGGAAAAGAAGAUGUAUUUAAAUUCGUAGAUGAAUUUGAAAAGGUAUCUCAAUAAGUUUAGAAGUAAAGAAAUGAAAUUCCUGUAGUUUUCUUUUCUAUUUUUUGAAGAUAAGAUUCAUUAAUAUAUUUUUUCAUGAUAAGAAUAUUUCCAUAUACAAAGAAUGCUAGGAUUCAUUGUGUAUAUGAAUAUUGUAUUUAGUUUUACAUAAAUUUUUUAUUAGGAAUAUCGAUAUGUCUUGAAAUAAGCGUAUCACUUAUUUGUCAAAUAAAAUAUCUGCUGAAAAGAAUGUUUCCACAAUUAAUGAAUUUCGUGUUUCCACAUAUAUGCAGGAUGAGUCCAUUGUUACAUGCUAUGCAAGAAGACACAUCGAUUUUUUAUGACAGGACACAAUCUAUACGUUAUCUCGAUAUAAGGUAUGUCCGUGCGCAUGUGCAUGCCCAUUGUAUAUGUGAUACAUAAAGUUUACAUAUGUGCAGAAAAAAAAGAAAA
Ooceraea biroi (clonal raider ant) is the source of this 2008-nucleotide messenger RNA. RefSeq lists its product as uncharacterized. NCBI's taxonomy places the organism in Eukaryota, Metazoa, Arthropoda, Insecta, Hymenoptera, Formicidae. The record is from RefSeq and is a predicted model, not a curated record.